This is a messenger RNA of Salvia miltiorrhiza (redroot sage), 2840 nucleotides long. RefSeq names its product putative serine/threonine-protein kinase-like protein CCR3. The transcript has a single exon. Gene Ontology annotation, biological process: protein phosphorylation. The coding region runs from base 256 to 2643 and encodes 795 amino acids. The record is from RefSeq and is a predicted model, not a curated record. Gene Ontology annotation, molecular function: ATP binding; protein serine/threonine kinase activity. Lineage: Eukaryota; Viridiplantae; Streptophyta; Magnoliopsida; Lamiales; Lamiaceae.
UUUUAAAUACAAAUAAAGCACGAGAAUUGAGAAAAAAAAGAGAAAAGUCUUGGGGGAAAAAUAGAAAAUAAAAGAAGAAAUUUGACUGAAAGUUCCUAAUUAGCCUAUCUUCCCUUCCUUCUCCGAAGACCAGCUUACAUUUUCUCAGCUGGUCAAACAACAUACACAGUAACACUGAAUCCCCUCUCUCUCUCUCUCUCUCUCUCUCUCUCUCUCUCUCUAGCAAAUGAGGGGGGCACUUGAAGAACUCCAUAGAUGACGAAACCCUUUUCAGCCGUCAUCUCCGCCGCGAUACUAUUCCUCGUCGCCCUGACCUCCCCGCCGCCGGCGUCCGCCCUCGGUGGCUCCGCCGCCACCGUCGCCGCCGUGUACGGCUCCUCCACCACCGUAUGUUCCAUUGCCGCCAACCAAGCCAUCCAGCAAAUCCAAUGCUGGAGUGAUGGCCAAUUACUGCCCCCAAUCCUCCCCACCACCUCCUUCGACUACCUCUCCGGCGGCCGCGACACCCUCUGCGCCGUCCGCUCCCGCGGCUUCAGCCUCCUCUGCUGGAACACCACCUUUGACCCCAAGAGAAUCUACAACACCUCCUCCGCGCCGCUUACUUCCCUCGCAAUCGGCGAUACCCAAAUCUGCGCAUUGAGGAACACCACCGGCGGCGAAAAUGCAAUUUGCUGGCGAGGAAAUGACGUUUCUCCCGCUCAAUUUCCCGAUCGAUUUCGCAUGGUUUCGUCGGGGCUCCGAUUUUCCUGUGGAGUUGUUGAGGCCAGCGGCAGGGUUUUGUGUUGGGGAGGCGACGGCGGCGGCGGCGGCGUGACUUCAUCUUCAAUCCAAUCAGAAUUUGCGAAUUUUUCAAUGUUCAAUAUUCACGUCGGCGGAAGCCACGCCUGCGGAAUUAGCAAUUCGGGAAUCGUGAUUUGCAGAGGCAGCAACGACGACGGCCAGCUGAAUAUACCGUCGAACACCUCCGGCGACUACAGAGACCUCGCGCUCGGAGCAAACCACACGUGCGCGAUCAGACGAUCGAACGGCGCCGUCGUGUGCUGGGGCGGAAAGGGAGAGUUCUCGAGCAGCAUUACCAACGAAAUCUCAUUCGAAUCCAUUGUAGCAGGCCUCAAUUUCACCUGCGGUUUGACGCGGCGCAAUUUCUCGGUCAUCUGCUGGGGCGCCGGAUGGCCUACCGCCGCGGCGAACGAGCUGCCGUUGCAGAAGACUCUCCCGGGGCCCUGCGUCGACACGCCGUGCUCCUGCGGCGAGUAUCCCGAUUACCAGACGCUCUGCGUCGGCGACGGCCAUAUCUGUGCUGCUUGUGAGCCGAUUUCCUUCAAUCCGCCUCUGUCUCCGCCUCCGUCGCCGCCGCCUAGUAUUAGCCCUAAUUCCUCGCCUUCGCGGGGGCUGAGGAGGGGCUUAUUGGCGUUUGCAAUUGUAGGAUCCGUCGGCGGCUUCAUAGGGAUUUGUUCGGUCCUUUACUGUUUGUGGCGUAGCGGCGCUUGUUUCGGGAAGAAGAAGGUGCACAACUCCGUUCAGCCGACCAUCACCAAUGCGGCGGCGGCGGCGGCGGCGGCGAAUCAGCAAUCCAGCAGUAAUCCGCCGUCGCGAUCGUCGACUCUCCGGCGGCAGGCGUCGAUGCUGAUGCGGCGGCAGCGGAGCGGCACGUCGUCGAAACACGCCGACAAAGCGGAGGAGUUUCUCUUCUCCGAUCUCGCCGAGGCCACGCACAACUUCGCCGCCGAGAACAGAAUCGGCGCCGGCAGCUUUGGCGUCGUCUACAGAGGGAAGCUCCCCAACGGCCGCGAGGUCGCGAUCAAGCGGAGCGAAUCCGGCCCCAAAGCGAAGAAAUUUCAGGAAAAGGAAAACGCAUUCGAAUCGGAGAUCUCGUUUCUAUCGCGGCUGCAUCACAAGCAUCUGGUUAGGUUAGUCGGCUUCUGCGAGGAGCGAGACGAGCGGCUGCUGGUGUACGAUUACAUGAAGAACGGCGCUCUAUACGAUCACCUCCACAGCAAGGGCAACGUCGAGAAGAGCAGCAGCGUGGUGAAUUCAUGGCGGAUGCGGAUCAAAAUCGCGCUCGACGCCGCGCGCGGCGUCGAGUACCUCCACAGCUACGCCGUGCCGCCGAUCAUCCACCGCGACAUCAAGUCCUCCAACAUCCUGCUCGACGCCAAUUGGACGGCUAGGGUUUCCGACUUCGGGCUGUCGCUGAUGGGGCCGGAGGACGAUCGCGACUACCGGCCGAUGAAGGCGGCCGGCACCGUCGGCUACAUCGACCCCGAGUACUACGGCCUGAACGUGCUGACGGCGAAGAGCGACGUCUACGGCUUCGGGGUGGUGCUGCUGGAGCUGCUGACGGGGAGGCGGGCGAUUUUCAAGGACGGGGAGGCUCCGGUGAGCGUGGUGGACUACGCGGUGCCGGCGAUCAUGGCCGGGGAAGUGGGGCGGAUCCUGGACGGGCGGGUCGGGGCGGCGGAGGUGAGCGAGCUGGAGGCGGUGGAGCUGGUGGCGUACACGGCGAUGCAUUGUGUGCAUUUGGAAGGGAAGGAUAGGCCUUCCAUGACUGACAUUGUUGCUAAUUUGGAUCGAGCUUUGUCGCUGUGUGAAGAUAGCCAUGGCAGCAUCUCGAGUGGGACGAUUUCGAUUGUUUCGGAUUGAAUUCUAAUUCUUUUUUUUUUUUAGAUUGUUUUUGAGCAAAUUGUUUGCUUAGUGAGAUUUUUAGCCUUAGGAUUUUGUAAAUUCAUUCAUAGUUUCACAGUUACAAUUGUUUCUCAAAACAAAAAAAAAAAUGUUUUAGCUUCUAUACACUGCAGAUUCUUCUUGGCUUUGAGUGUGAAAAGAUUUCGAAAAGAAAA